Messenger RNA from Paramormyrops kingsleyae, 1155 nucleotides. NCBI's taxonomy places the organism in Eukaryota, Metazoa, Chordata, Actinopteri, Osteoglossiformes, Mormyridae. The record is from RefSeq and is a predicted model, not a curated record.
AAUCAAAUAUCCAUAGUAAUCUCACUCAAGCUGAUUGGCUCUUUUCCCAUCACUGUAAAAGCAAUGAAGUUAUUUGUUUUCAUUCUGCUUGUAUGUCUCCUGGUUGAAUACAAUGAAGGCAUGAUGAUUGUGCCCAAAAGCACGUGUCUGUGCAGCAAUGCUGAAGUGAACUUCAUUAAACCAAGGAACAUUGCAAAGAUUGUGCUCCAUAGACCCAGUUCAUUUUGCCAGAAAAUGGAGAUCAUUGUUACAAUGAAAAAUGGUGGGUUUAAAAAGUGUUUGAAUGCAGAAACAAAGUUUGCGAAAAAAUUCCUCGAACAUUCAAAGAUGAAGAACAGGAGCGUGAAGAAAAUGUAGGCUUAGAAACCCAGGAGCCAAGUGAAAGUGUCGUGAAUAACAGAAGUUAGUCAUUAAAGAACGCUUCAAAUGUAAUAUCAUAAUGGCAAAUGAAUAGAUAACAUCAUUCAUGGUAGUAAUCAUAAUAAUUAGACAUAGAAUCUAUGUAACUGAAGAAAUUUCUGCAGUUUUAGAUUUGUAUGAUUUAUGUUUUUUUAUCGUAUUAAAAAUUGUACUAGCAUGUAAAAUAAAAUUAUUAACAAAAUACAUUGGAAAUAUGAUAUUUAUAACACUAAAAUUUGAUUUUUUUAUGUUUGAAGUCUAUCCAUGUUUUGUAACUUUUUUCCCUAUAAGUUUUGUUACUUGUAGGGAUUUUCCCAUUGUGGUAUAAUUUUUAUGUACAACUGUAUAAAAAUAUCUUCAUGAUAUAUAAGGAACAUAGUGUCUUCAAUAUGGUAUUGCAUUUACACUUGCUUUGUUUCUAGCACAGUAUAACCCAAUUACAGAGAAAGUCAUAAAUAUUCCCAGAGAAAUGUUAACAAUGAACUCACAUUGAUCUAGUAAUGCAGCUGUCACUGGAAGAGGGUCUUGAGGUGAUUUUUAAGGUUGAGAGGAAUUCUGAUGGCCAUGUAAGAUAUACAGACAGAGAUAAUAAUAACUUUGUCUUAUUGCUAUAGAACAGGGGUCACCAAGCAUUUUGAAACUGAGAGCUACUUCACGGGUACUGAGCUAUACGAAGGGCUACCAGUUUGAAACACCCUCUUAACCUUAUCUAAGCUUCAUGUAUAAUAAACAUGUUUUAAAUGCUUUUUUUUUAGA